AUGUAGACAGAGACAUCUGAUUCACAAUUAGAAUAGAUAUACCAAAGCCUUUGUAGAGAUGAUAGAUUUUGUUAUGACUUAAGAAUGCAAUUCGAGAAAAUUUUAAAAGUUGAACAGGAGAGACAUCGUGUUUAUAAUGAUUUUGCAAUCUUUCUAAGUGGACUAGCUAAGGAACCAUUCUAAAAUACAAUAUCUAUAAUUGAAAUGCUUGAUGAACUUGCAAAGUGUAUUUAAGAAGUUAAUUAAAAAUACUUGGAUAAAUACAAUGAAGACUAGGAUAAAGGACUUAUUAAAUUGUUAAAAUGCAAAAUAAUACCUAGUUUAAUAGAUGGAUAGAAAUUAGUUGAAGUUUAAAAGAAGGCAUUAAAUGAAUAUAAAGAGAAAGCUUCAAGAUUAAAGAAAUUAGAGUAAAAGAAAAAUGAAUAUAUAAUGAAAAAUGAUGAUAAAUUGCUUAACUUAGAAAAAUAACUUUAAGAGGCGAAGAGAGAGAAAAUGGAAAAAGUAUAAACUUUUAAUUUUACAUUUUAAAACUACGUAGAAGAUAAAAAUGAUGAAUUAAAAGGUUUAUUCAAACACUUUCUUAAUAGGCUUCUUGUGAUAUCUUCAGCAGGACUUCAGAAUUACUCAUUUGCUAUUAAUAAGGUUCAUAUAACAAAUGAAAUUAAAGAAAUUGAGUAUUUAUUAGGGGAGUUGGGUAUUAUACGGAAAAAGAAAAAAUGA
This is a messenger RNA of Paramecium pentaurelia, 720 nucleotides long. The record is from the annotation of a GenBank genome assembly. NCBI's taxonomy places the organism in Eukaryota, Ciliophora, Oligohymenophorea, Peniculida, Parameciidae.